AUGGUGAAGAAGAAGAGAAGAGCAAUGGAUGCCAUCAACGUGAUCACCUUCGCGAACAUCUCAAACGUGUCGGUGGAGUUGGCAUUGUGGGAGAGAGCGAAAGAAACAGAGAAAGAGAGAAGUGGUGAGACAACUAGCAAAAGGAGUGGAGGAGAGUUGAGAAGUGAGAGGGAAAGAGUGAAGUUCCAUACCCUCAUGCCGAAGAAGAGAAGAACAAUGGAAAGGUGA
This is a messenger RNA of Linum trigynum, 228 nucleotides long. The record is from the annotation of a GenBank genome assembly. NCBI's taxonomy places the organism in Eukaryota, Viridiplantae, Streptophyta, Magnoliopsida, Malpighiales, Linaceae.